Funneliformis mosseae is the source of this 291-nucleotide messenger RNA. The record is from the annotation of a GenBank genome assembly. NCBI's taxonomy places the organism in Eukaryota, Fungi, Glomeromycota, Glomeromycetes, Glomerales, Glomeraceae.
AUGUCUGCACAACCAUCAACUAAUGAGGAAUCUGGGACAGGAGCAAGGGACCAACCACCAGCUAAGGCAAUAACUAAAAAGAAGAGAAGUAUUAUUGGAGAACAUUAUUACAAAGAGUUCUCUAUGGAAUUUUGGAAAGAACCUGGAUCACAAUGUUCUAUGACGCUAUCAACACUCUCAACACCUAGUCCUCUCAAAACCAGGUCUGAUACUUCUUCCUCUCCACAUAAACAAACCAAAUCAUCAAGACCUGUAACACCUUCUACUGAGACUCCCAUAGUCUCUAGACCU